AAUAAAGUCGAGGCUGCGGACAAGGCUCAGAGCAAUUUGACUAGGGCCAAAUUAGCGAGAUCUUAGCGCUCGCACGCAAAUCGCAAACCAAAAAAUUAAGAGUCUAACGAAUUCGGUAUUUUGCGAUCUUAUUGAAUUUCCUGCCCACGACUCCGCAGGAAACAGCAAACACACGACAACCACGCCAAACCGUCGACAUCAUGCGUACUUACGAAGAUUCCUUCUCCGGAGCCAAGAUCUACCCUGGAAAGGGCAAGCUCUACGUCCGUGGAGACUCCAAGAUCUUCCGUUUCCAAAACGGUAAAUCCGAAUCUUUGUUCUUGCAACGCAAGAACCCUCGCCGAAUUGCAUGGACCGUCCUCUUCAGAAGACAACACAAGAAGGGUAUCUCCGAGGAAGUCGCCAAGAAGCGUUCCCGCAAGACCGUCAAGUCCCAAAGAGCCAUCGUCGGUGCUUCCCUCGAUGUCAUCAAGGAGCGAAGAAACCAGAGACCAGAAGCCAGAUCCGCUGCUCGUGAGUCCGCCAUCAAGGCCGCUAAGGAGAAGCGUGCCGCAGAGCAAGCCGCCAAGAAGGCCACAAAGGCAAAGACCAAUGUCUCCACCCAAUCGAAAGUCAGCAAGCAAGGUUCCAAGGGUAAGGCACCAAAGCCAAUGAACACCAGCCGUUAAAUGUUUUGUUCAUGGUUGUCGCGGUGCAAUGGAAGGGAAAUUGGGUUGUUGUUAAUGAAAUGAACGAAUAUUCUUCGAAAGUUUCGGGGAGAUUAUUCAAUCAAGCAUGGAUGAGCAAAAUGGGCUUUCUGCGUGAUCUUGAUCAAUAGCAUUUACAAUGACAAGACUGGUACAAACAACGAUGUUCAGGAAGGAUAUCCAACUUAGUGCAAUGCGGUGCGAUAUUUGUGAUGCAUAUGUAUUCGCAUUCUGCCAAGUUUCAGAACUUGGGAGAUUCUUUUACGGACAAAUGGAGUCAUUUGGUUUUCUGGGCCUACGAAAGACCUAGCUUUUUUAUAAUACUACCAAUUCCACCGGAAAUGCAUCGAUCUGAGAGGAUUCUUAAUUGUGGUUUUCUUGUUUCCCUGUUGUUUCUCUUUUCCUCCAACAACCACCAUCCUAACUAUCUUUUUCCUCCAUUGUUGAACACCAGGGGCUUUCGAAUCUUCACGCAAAGCUUGAUUCCAGUCUUUCAUAUGCUCACUACCACAUCAAGACAUUCCCAGUCAACGGUCGCAGAGUUCCCUGGAUAUUGCGUUUCUUUCAAUUAAACUCUCCAUUCAUUCCCAGUUUUGACCAUAGCCUGCUUCAUGAAGUAGGGUAUUUUACAUAGCCUUACCCAAAGAACCUAAUCGCAAUGACGCAUUUUAUCUGAUCUCGCUUACAUUCCUAUUUCCCUGGACUUUGUAUCCCACAUCAUUAGCCCACGUUGCCUUUCACGAAAGAUGUCGUGAAUAGUUGAAUUGAGUUUUCUUUGUUGUGAUUAUGCUGCUCGCUCAGUUGUCCUAGGCCGGGUGUGGGAAGUAAAGGAGCACAUGAAGGUUAUAUUAUGGGAGCAUCGG
This is a messenger RNA of Botrytis porri, 1549 nucleotides long. RefSeq lists its product as uncharacterized. The record is from RefSeq and is a predicted model, not a curated record. The coding region runs from base 201 to 668 and encodes 155 amino acids. The transcript is spliced from 3 exons. Gene Ontology annotation, cellular component: cytosolic large ribosomal subunit. Gene Ontology annotation, biological process: cytoplasmic translation. Gene Ontology annotation, molecular function: structural constituent of ribosome; mRNA binding. Lineage: Eukaryota; Fungi; Ascomycota; Leotiomycetes; Helotiales; Sclerotiniaceae.